This is a messenger RNA of Artibeus jamaicensis (Jamaican fruit-eating bat), 3477 nucleotides long. RefSeq names its product intraflagellar transport 81 (gene IFT81). Gene Ontology annotation, molecular function: tubulin binding. The transcript has 18 exons. The record is from RefSeq and is a predicted model, not a curated record. Gene Ontology annotation, cellular component: centrosome; cilium; intraciliary transport particle B. Bases 110 to 1939 code for a protein of 609 amino acids. Lineage: Eukaryota; Metazoa; Chordata; Mammalia; Chiroptera; Phyllostomidae. Gene Ontology annotation, biological process: intraciliary transport; cilium assembly.
GGAGAAGGGGAGAUGAGCGGGAACAUGGAGGAGGCGCCCACGGCCCACCGCCGGGACGUGCCUUUCCGCGUUAGUUGGUGCCCUUCAGUUUAAGUUAUAAGACCUGACCAUGAGUGAUCAAAUCAAAUUCAUUGUGGACAAUCUCAACAAGGAGCCUUUUAGGAAGAACUAUAAUUUAAUCACAUUUGAUUCCCUGGAGCCAAUGCAACUAUUACAAGUUCUCAAUGAUGUCCUGGCUGAGAUUGAUCCAAAGCAAGUUGUCGAUAUCAGAGAGGAGAUGCCAGAGCAGACAGCCAAACGGAUGUUAAGCCUUCUUGGUAUUCUUAAAUACAAACCUCCAGGAAAUGCCACAGACAUGAGUACCUUUCGUCAGGGUCUGGUGACUGGAAGUAAACCUGUAAUUUACCCUGUGCUCCACUGGCUUCUUCAGAGGACGAAUGAACUGAAGAAAAGAGCGUAUUUAGCUCGUUUUUUAAUAAAACUUGAGGUGCCAAGUGAGUUUCUUCAGGAUGAAACUGUGGCCGAUACCAAUAAACAGUAUGAAGAGUUGAUGGAGGCCUUUAAAACUUUGCAUAAAGAAUGUGAGCAGCUUAAGACAUCUGGAUUUUCUACAGCAGAAAUAAGAAGGGAUAUCAGUGCAAUGGAGGAAGAAAAGGACCAGCUCAUUAAGAGAGUUGAACGUUUGAAGAAGAGGGUGGAGACAGUUCAGAACCAUCAGCGGAUGCUUAAAAUAGCAAGGCAACUUCGAGUUGAAAAAGAGAGGGAAGAGUUUCUUGCACAACAGAAACAGGAACAAAAGAAUCAGCUAUUUCAUGCAGUGCAGAGACUGCAAAGAGCACAAAACCAGCUGAAAAUCAUGCGCCAUGCAGCAGCAGAUGCAAAGCCUGAAAGUUUAAUGAAGAGACUAGAAGAGGAGAUAAAGUUUAAUUCAUAUAUAGUAACUGAAAAAUUUCCUAAAGAAUUAGAGAACAAAAAAAAAGAAUUGCAUUUUUUACAAAAAGUGGUGUCAGAGCCUGCUAUGGGCCAUUCUGAUCUUCUUGAACUUCAGUCUAAAAUAAAUGAAAUAAACACACAGAUCAAUCAGCUGAUUGAAAAGAAAAUGAUGAGAAAUGAGCCAAUUGAGGGCAAACUGUCACUAUAUAGGCAGCAGGCAUCCAUCAUUUCUCGCAAAAAAGAAGCAAAAGCUGAGGAACUUCAGGAAACAAAGGAGAAGUUAGCCAGCCUGGAGAGAGAGGCGUCAGUGAAGACAAAUCAGACCCGUGAACUUGACGGCACUGAGAUUUUGAAGGGGGAUGAGUUCAAACGAUAUGUCAGUAAACUUCGAAGCAAGAGUACAGUUUUCAAAAAGAAGCAUCAGAUAAUAGCUGAGUUGAAAGCUGAGUUUGGUCUCUUGCAGAGGACAGAAGAACUGCUUAAGCAACGCCAUGAAAAUAUCCAACAUCAACUGCAAAAUACCGAGGAGAAAAGGGGUAUAUCUGGAUAUAGCUACACCCAGGAAGAGCUAGAAAGAGUAUCUGCACUGAAGAGUGAAGUUGACGAAAUGAAAGGACGGACACUGGACGACAUGUCUGGAAUGGUAAAAAAACUGAAUUCACUGGUAUCUGAAAAGAAAUCAGCUCUAGCCCCAAUCAUAAAAGAACUACGACAAUUGCGUCAAAAAUGUCAAGAGCUAACCCAGGAGUGUGAUGAAAAGAAAUCCCAGUAUGAUAGCUGUGCAGCCGGCCUCGAAAGCAAUCGGUCCAAAUUAGAACAGGAAGUCAGAGGCCUCCGUGAAGAGUGCCUUCAAGAAGAAAGUAAAUACCAUUAUACAAACUGUAUGAUCAAGAACCUGGAGGUACAGCUCUGCCGGGCUACUGAGGAGAUGAAGGCGUAUGUCUCUUCCGACCAACAAGGAAAGAGAAGGGCAAUUAGAUCACUUCCUCAUUGUAAAGUCAGGUAAACAGUAUGAACCACAGAAGAUGAAGUGAGACACGAUGUGCGCAGCGGGGUUUGGGAAAUUCUGUGAGUUCCUGGAGCAUGAUGACCGCUGUCUGUCCUGUUUACUUCUGAAACCCCAGGGCAUGACAAGUGCUCCGUAAUUGUUUCUGGAAUGGAUUAAAAAUAUGUGUUAGUGUUAUAGGGAAAGAGUAUGAGCCUGUUGGUUUCUCAAAUCUAAAAUAUAAAUGGAAGUUUUAAAACAAUUGGACAUUUUUCAGGCCUAGGAUAAUAAACAAAUUAUUUAAAGUUAUCUGAGCCCUGGCUGGUGUAGCUCAGUGGAUUGAGUGCGGGCCUGUGAACCAAAGUAUUGCGGUUCAAUUCCCAGUCACGGCACAUGCCUGGGUUGCAGGCCAGUUCUCAGCAUGGGACACCCGAGAGGCAACCAUACAUUGAUAUUUCUCUCCUUCCCUUCUCCUCUAAAGAUAAAUAAAUAAAAUAUUUUUAAAAAUUAAAAAAAAAGUUAUCUGAACUACAGCCAUACAUUUUUCUUAAGUCAGUGUGACAUUUACAUCCUCUUAGCUGUUGUUCAUUGGAGAGCUGGAAAGGCGGACAGUGUGAUGUAGUGUCUCAUAAAUUCUAAGGGCAAAAUGAAGGCUCAUCAGAUUGGGUCCAUUCCUUCACUCCUGUGCACAAAUGCUUCCUUCACCUCUGUAAGCAUUCGGGGUACUUUUGAUUGACAUUUUCUCUAUCCUAAUCAUAGCAUGACCUUCGUUUUUGCAUAAAUCGGAAUCUUCCUUCACUUAGACUUCUAGGGUUGCUCUUUGUAGCCCGUGAUUUCCUAGAUUCUCAAUUUUGUGUUAAUUUCUUCUUAAGUAGUGUAGUGUAGUUUGCACAGAAACAUGGUCUUUUUCCAUCCAGAUUUGUGGUCUUAAGUCUCUCUCCAUCCUUCAGUUUUUGUCUUUAACACUUUAAAUCUCAUUUGCUGUUCCUGGCGGGGUGUCAUCCUAUACAGCGAAAGAUUGUGGGCCCCUUCCCCAGUCGGGGCGAGUACUGUGGAAGGCAGCCGAUCAGUGUUUCUCUCUCCCUUCCCCUCCCCCUCCUUCUCACUCUAAAAAUCAAUAGACAUGUCCUCAGAUGACGAUUAAAAAUAAAUAAAUAAAUCUCACUUUUUCUCUAAGGCAGUAUUAAAAUAUAAUUAUACUUUUGUUUAAAACUAUAACUCUAAGUUAUUCAUAGUUUUAUCUUUACAUUAAAAUCUUACCCUUUUUUGAAAUUACAAAAGAAAUAUUUAUAAAACCAAAAACUAACCGUUAUGAAAUUUAGUAGUACACAAAAAGUGGUCCACAUUGCUAUGCCUCAGAAAUGCCUAAUGUUAAUAUAUUGGUGUACAUUAUUCCAUAUUCCUUUCCCAUGCAUUUGCUAAUGUGUGUGUGUGUGUGUGUGUGUGUGUGUAUGUGUGUUAGCAAAUACAUGGAAAUCUUUUUGUGUAUACAAAAAUAAAAUUAAAUGAUACAGUUUUUCUCUUCAUAGUUUAUCUAGAAUGCUUUCCACCUUAGUAUU